Molecule: messenger RNA, 231 nt
Organism: Clunio marinus
Lineage: Eukaryota; Metazoa; Arthropoda; Insecta; Diptera; Chironomidae
Source: the annotation of a GenBank genome assembly
AUGUCUCUAAAUGUCAUUCGUAAUAAUUUAAGUCAUCACAUUGCUGUGAAAUCAACACAGAAAUUCCAUCAAUUUCAAAGUUCAACUGCAGUUGUAGAUGAAGUAAGCGAACUCAUUCAACCUCCACCCCCAUUAUCAUCAUCAACAUCAACUUUCCACUCGUCAUCUGGAUAUUUCUUGUUGAUCAUGUCGAGACAAAUAUUUAGGCUUCUAAGUGUAGGAACAAACUAA